AUGUACAUUCAGGUCCUCGCCACUCAAACUAGCAUCCCCCAGCCGGCCGCCCUCCCGCUCGACACUCCUCUCGCCCUCGCGCCCCAUUCUCCCGCGCCCGCGCACAGGGCGCGCUCUCCGCGUUCCAGGCGCUCCUGCCCGACCUCCGUGCGGGCGCGUUCCUGCGCUCCUUCACAUCCAAUACAGACCGAUAUACCCUUCGUGACCACGCUCAGCACGCCCUCUGCCAGCAUAUCCCCCUCCAGCAACCGUGCGAUCAUUGCCGGUAGCGUCGUCGGAGUCGCUGCAUUCAUCGUCCUCUCGCUCGCUAUGGCCGUUUGCUAUCGCAGACACCAACAGAAGAAGCCCAUCUUCUUCUGCCGUUCCCGCCCCCUGCCACGCAAUAUGCUUCUCGCCGGUGAGGACAUGGACGAUUACGACCUCGGCCCGCCCAUGUCCUCCUACCGCGAUACCCCCGGGACUGGCUCCGCGCCAUCCCUCGCUUCGCAUGCGACGUCCUACAACGCCGGCUCUCUCCAAGGCGUACCUCUUGUUCCUCCCGCUCCCUUCGCCGACCCGGGCCGUGUUUCGUACUCCCCACACCUCAUGGGUAUGCGUACCUCUGAGUCUGGCUCGAUUUUCCACGAGGCCGUCUGGCCUCCUCCGCGUUCAGCGCUUGUAGACCCGCUUCUGGUGUCCUCGGAAGACCUCUCGCACAUCGUUGACGACGUUAUGGGUCCCGCCAACCCAUCGGGCGGCGACAGCAGUCCAGGCUCCGGUGCCGGCGCCGUGCGCUUUCCCGGGUCAGUCGCUACUGCCGGACAGGCGACGCACGCGCGCGCACCCUCGGAGGACCCGCUCAUGGGCGGUGCGCUCGAGUCGCCCUCGCACUCGCCACGAGCACCCACGUGGUGCAGUCCGCUCUCCGUGACAAACAUGGGCUCCGAGACCGCGUCCGUACGCACGGCAGCCAGCCCACCGCCCGGCGCGUGGAGCCGGUUCUCGCAGGGGCAGUCUCGUCCAAGCCACGACGACGAGGGAGGCACGUACGCCAUGUGUGAGGCACUCUAG
Postia placenta MAD-698-R-SB12 is the source of this 1050-nucleotide messenger RNA. RefSeq lists its product as hypothetical. The transcript has a single exon. The record is from RefSeq and is a predicted model, not a curated record. Bases 1 to 1050 code for a protein of 349 amino acids. Lineage: Eukaryota; Fungi; Basidiomycota; Agaricomycetes; Polyporales; Adustoporiaceae.